This is a messenger RNA of Acaulospora morrowiae, 240 nucleotides long. The record is from the annotation of a GenBank genome assembly. NCBI's taxonomy places the organism in Eukaryota, Fungi, Glomeromycota, Glomeromycetes, Diversisporales, Acaulosporaceae.
AUGCACUUUGUGCCAUUAGUGUUUGUGUUAGAGGAAUUACUAUUAUUGUGCGAAGAGCCUAAUUUUCCGUUCGUAAUAACUGUUGGAACGACCGUAGGUGAUGAUGUGGAGGCCGAUGACAAUGGGUUAUCCGUUGGAACGGUAACAUUAUUGGUAAUUGUUGGUGUUCCAAUUGUAAUAUUUGUCGCAUUCGGUGUGGAUAUACCGCUUCCAAGGCCGUACAGAAAACCCCUUAAGUAG